AAUCAUGUUCAAUUUAUUUUUUCACGUCAAAAAUGAAUUUCAAUUUGACUCCAGUAGUAGCACGUCUCAAAACAUGUGCCACUGAGUGCCAGGUUAACUUCAAAAGUGCCGAACGUGUUGAGGACGCAGAACCAUAAUUAACGAUGGCUAAUCAAGGAUACCAAGUCCAGAAAAUUAACGAGGAAAAGGGUAAGGGUCUCGUAGCACUUCGACACUUCAAAGAAGGCGAAAUAAUCCUCGAGGAGAAACCAGUGGUCUGUUGUCAAUUCUCCUGGAACCAGGAUUAUCGAUACCUGGCCUGCGACAACUGCCUGACGCCUCUGGAGGAUGCUGAGGAGAAUGCCAGAAGACUUUCUGGAAAGAACGACCUGGUUCUCGUCUGUUCCGAUUGCUGUGAGACUCAGAAAGAUUUAAUAACUGAAUGCCCAGCCUGUGGAGUAAAAUACUGCAGUAAUGAGUGUCUCACUGAGGCCUCCCAGAAAUACCACAAGACCCUCUGUCUCCAGUCCAGGGAGAAAAACGAGAAUCAUCCACUGGUGCAAUUGAAGGAGACUUGGAAGCAGAUGCAUUAUCCCCCUGAGACAGCCACGAUAAUGCUUCUUGCUAGAAUGGUUGCUUUUGUCAAUCAGGCUGAGGACAAAGCUUCUGCUCUUUCAAUUUUCAAUCAAUUCUGUCACAGGACUGUUAACGAGGAUCAGGAGAUUGCGCACAAUCUCCUGGGGGAGAAGUUCGUCGGGCAGAUCGAUGUUCUCAGGCAGAUGAUGGAGAGUGCUUUGGAUAAAGAAAAUGCUCCUUAUUGGUUCACACCUGAUGGUUUCAGAAGUCUGUUAGCCCUAGUGGGAACAAAUGGACAGGGAAUAGGAACAAGUGCAUUCAGUCGAUGGGUGAAGAACGUUUCAGCUCUGGAGAUGCCUCAGGACAUGAGAAUGCGGAUCGACAAAUUGAUCGACAGGGUUUACGAUGACAUGGACGAGGUCGUUGGGACAUUCUUGAAUAACGAAGGCUCAGGACUCUACACCCUCCAAUCUUCGAUAAACCACAGCUGUUCCCCAAAUGCAAUUGUCGAAUUUCCCUACUCCAACAGCACUCUAGUCGUAAAAAGCCUUCGGGACAUUCAACCGGGCGAGGAAAUUUGCAUUGGAUAUCUCGACGAAUGUGAACUAGAACGCAGUAGAGUGUCAAGACAAAAAAUGCUCAGUUCCCUAUACUUAUUUGUGUGUCGUUGUGACAAGUGUCUGCAGCAGGCUGAUGACAAUGAUGUCACGUCUGAGGAAGAUGUUUGCGAUGGCAUGUCAGAUAGUGAGUAAAACAGUAAGAGUCACUGACUGCAACAUUAUGUGGAAUAUUUUGUACUCUCAAAACGUUGAUUUCUCAUUUUUACUAAUGUCAUUUAUUUCCUAAAAAGUACCUCAAUAAACAUUCAACAUAUCUCGAAAUACA
Messenger RNA from Diachasma alloeum, 1440 nucleotides. RefSeq names its product SET and MYND domain-containing protein 5 (gene Smyd5). The record is from RefSeq and is a predicted model, not a curated record. Gene Ontology annotation, molecular function: histone H4K20 methyltransferase activity; protein binding. NCBI's taxonomy places the organism in Eukaryota, Metazoa, Arthropoda, Insecta, Hymenoptera, Braconidae. The transcript has 5 exons. The coding region runs from base 144 to 1307 and encodes 387 amino acids.